CCUUGGUGAGUGUAAAUGGAGCCUUUAAACCCCGCUUUAACAACCCCCCUUUCUCCAGAUUCGGGAGAUGAGCAGGCUCUCAGCACCGCCAUCCCCUCCCUGCGGAAGGGAAGCCCACCGACCUGCAGGUGAUAACACGGCAGCAGGACGGUGCCAUGGGAGUGAAGCCCACCGGGGAGCUUCAGGAGCUCCGGGGCAGGCGUGGAGCUGCGGGCUGCCCGCAGAGCAUCUGGCACCAGCACAGCCCACGGGGCCGGGAGCGGGAAGGACGGUUAAACCAGGGCGUGAGGAAUAUAAAUGACAAGGAGAGCAAAAGUCCAGGGAGAUAAGGAAGGUCAACGACUCUGCGGGCUUUAAAAUGGGGCUUCUCAGCAGUGACCUGAAGAAGCAGAUGCUAUAUGGGGGUCUUCUGGGGCAGUCGGGAGACCUCGUCGUGACUUCUGAAGGACUGAGGCAUCCGGGCAACCUCUGGUGCUGCUCCUGCGUGCGUCUGCCUUCCCUUCAGGAAUUCGUGCUGCCUGCCCCGGCUGCUGGGACCCGCUGCCCUGACUUCUGACCCGCGACCCCGGUCCUCCUGGCUCUGCUGAGUGACUCCUGUCCUAACCCAAAGCCCCGCACGAGGUUUGGUUUCAGCCCCCGGAGGCUUUUGGUGAGCCUGCGUGUCAAACGAGGUGGGUCCAUGUCCCAGCUCCAGAGCUCCUGGGGAACGCACCGGCAGGACAUGGCUUAUCUCCCGGACCCAGACAUGGAGACCGUGGCUGCCAGCACGUCGCUUCCCGACCCAGCCGGCGAGUUCGACAGGAACGUGCCCCGAAUCUGUGGGGUGUGUGGGGACAGGGCCACGGGCUUUCACUUCAACGCCAUGACCUGCGAAGGCUGCAAGGGCUUCUUCAGGCGAAGCAUGAAGAGGAAGGCGAUGUUCACGUGUCCGUUCAACGGCGACUGCAAAAUCACCAAGGACAACCGGCGGCACUGCCAGGCCUGCCGGCUGAAGCGCUGCGUGGACAUCGGCAUGAUGAAGGAGUUCAUCCUGACGGACGAGGAGGUCCAGAGGAAGCGCGAGAUGAUACUGAAGCGCAAGGAGGAGGAGGCGCUGAAGGAGAGCCUGAAGCCCAAGCUCUCGGAGGAGCAGCAGAAAGUCAUCGACAUCCUCCUGGAGGCCCACCACAAGACCUACGACCCCACGUACUCCGACUUCACCAAGUUUCGGCCCCCGGUGAGAACCAGGUCCAGCAGCAGGGUGGCGGCGCGGUCCUCCUCCAUGCUCACCCAGGACUUCUCCUCGGAGGACUCCACCGACGCUUUCGGCUCCGAUGCCUUCAGCACGUUCCCCGAGUCCAUGGAGCCCCCGAUGUUUUCAAACCUGGUCCUGUCCGAGGAGAACGACGAGAGCUCCUCCAUGAACAUCGAGUUCUCCCACCUCUCCAUGCUCCCCCACUUGGCUGACCUGGUCAGCUACAGCAUCCAGAAGGUGAUCGGCUUUGCCAAAAUGAUCCCGGGGUUCAGGGAUCUGACCGCGGAGGACCAGAUCGCCCUGCUGAAAUCCAGCGCCAUCGAGGUGAUCAUGCUGCGCUCGAACCAGUCCUUCACCCUCGAGGACAUGUCGUGGACCUGCGGCAGCACUGACUUCAAGUACAAAGUCAGCGACGUCACCCAGGCCGGCCACAGCAUGGACCUGCUCGAGCCGCUCGUGAAAUUCCAGGUCGGUUUGAAGAAGCUGAACCUUCACGAAGAAGAGCACGUGCUGCUCAUGGCCAUCUGCAUCCUGUCCCCAGAUCGCCCCGGCGUGCAGGACACCUCGCUGGUGGAGGCCAUCCAGGAUCGCCUCUCGGACAUCCUGCAGACCUACAUCCGCUGCCGGCACCCGCCGCCCGGCAGCCGCCUGCUCUACGCCAAGAUGAUCCAGAAGCUGGCCGACCUGCGCAGCCUCAACGAGGAGCACUCCAAGCAGUACCGCUGCCUCUCCUUCCAGCCCGAGCACAGCAUGCAGCUCACGCCGCUGGUGCUCGAGGUCUUCGGCAACGAGAUCUCCUGACUCCCACCGCCGCGGGCCGGGGCGCCCACCAGGAAAGGGAUAAGUCAGCCCGG
This is a messenger RNA of Oxyura jamaicensis (ruddy duck), 2088 nucleotides long. RefSeq names its product vitamin D receptor (gene VDR). Bases 680 to 2035 code for a protein of 451 amino acids. Gene Ontology annotation, biological process: negative regulation of transcription by RNA polymerase II; positive regulation of transcription by RNA polymerase II; cell differentiation. Gene Ontology annotation, molecular function: nuclear receptor activity; vitamin D response element binding; zinc ion binding. Gene Ontology annotation, cellular component: nucleus. The record is from RefSeq and is a predicted model, not a curated record. The transcript has 11 exons. Lineage: Eukaryota; Metazoa; Chordata; Aves; Anseriformes; Anatidae.